GCUCAUCAUCAGUGCAACAAAACCCGCCCUCCCACAAAGCGUCGAUAGACGUGCGAGCUUUGGUCUUGCUGUUUCAUCCUCCCACCCAACCCUGCUGGCCCGAAAAUACACAAAAGUUGUUUUAUGAUUAUAGUGAUUUCAUCAAAUUCAAUUUCAAGUUCUAGUACGCUACUAAAACUACAUCGUGAUAGCACGAGCACGCAAGUAUUGUUGUCCCACCCGACUCGGCAUCAUGAUGCAUGAUCAUACUAUAUUUUAACCGCCCAACUAGAACUACAGCUCUAAUUCUGCUUCUUUUCCCUUUUCUAGAUAGGUGUAGCAGGUCAGAAUGACGACGUUAAACGACCGCAGCACGAAAAACGCCGUCGAUUCUUCCUCCAAGAACGAGGUGCAGGAGGUUCGCGGCCCCGCGACGCAGGACUCCAUUGUGGACGACUGGACAGAGAGCGAGGAUGAGAAGGUGCAUCAACCGCCCAGGAAGAGGCGGAAGAAGGUCGUCGGACACGGACAGCAAGCGCCAGGGGAGAUGAACAGCGCCGCGGCUGCUCGUGGCCAGAAGCAGAACAAUCUUCACGCGGUACCCAACAUCAACCCAUUCUUAACGAAGAGCCACCAGGAAAAUAAGCCAAAGGUGGAUGCUAACACAAGAACUUCUGGAAUGGCAGCUGCGCGAGGAGAAGGACGACCCCAAAUGCUGCAUGCACAGGAGCUAGGACGACACCAGCACAGAGUAGUACCCCCACAAGCUAGUGGUGCGCAGCCCGCUGCAGUUGAUGUUCUUGUUCAUCCCAAGAAGAAGAACACGAUUCUUUCGAACGUCCUGCGCAAGACAACAAAUUGGAGGCCGACGCCGCAAAGACGAAAUAAGGCACAAAUGCCUGAUGUAGCUGCAGACGAAGAGCUGGUGCAUCCUGUUCCUGGUGGCGCAAGCGAAAGGACUACACGAUCAUCCUCUGCUGCUGCCACUGCUGCUGCUGCUGCUGCUGCGCCACCAGUUGCAGGUGGGUUACAGGACCACGCGCCAACCCGAGACAGUCCUGCCCGUUUUCAACGACCGCCACGGAGGGAUAGUACCUUGGACAGGAGGGAGAUAAAAAGCAAGUCCGGGUCGUCGUACCACGCCCCCGCUGCUUCAGUUGCUGCUCUUGCUAGUACUGCGGUCGAGGUUAUCGAACUGGAGGAUUCUUCUAACGGAGAGACGAGGAACAACGAGCCGCAAGAACAUCAAGGCGUCAACAGCAGUAAAAAUGCGAAAGCAGGCGGAUUUUUCCCAGAAGGAGAUAAAAGUGACGGGAAAAAAAAUGCUGAAAAUUAUGCUACCACGAAAACAUCAACUACAUCAACAACAAAUAAUAAGACUGCAACAAACAACUCCGCAAGGGCAAGCGGGAAAAAAAUUAUAAAUAUUGGCACCUCAAAGUCUUCUUCGUCCACCGCCUCGUCAAGCACAACAAGAACUGCAUCUGCCGCUUUUUCAUCAUCAUCAUCAUCAUCAUCAGCAGCACCCCCAGCAGCCUCCUCCGCCGACGCUUUCCGCAGCAAGAUGCAGGCGAUGCAGCGCGCCACCAAGUACUGGGCGGCCAUCGACGCGAACGACAAAAAUUGGGAGAUUUUGCUCGAAAAACGGCAGCACGGCUAUCGGACGUUGAGCGACGACCAACUGCCGGACUACGUGACCGUGAUUCGGAAUGCUCUCCCGGAAAACCUCGCGAACCGGCUGCUACGGCAGGUUUUGCACGGAGACCUCGGCAAAAAGUUCGAGGAAAAGACCUGGUGGGUGUUCGGCCAAGCGGGAAAAACCCCCAGGAAAACCUACAACUGGCACCGGCCGGACUGGGACAAAACGAUGUGCACCGCGGCGGAGACGCUGGAAGCAGUCAUUAACGAAAAAAUGAAGAACUGCCGGUAUUCGCUAGUCUCCGGCUGCACAACUUGUUCGUCCGACGACGUAGGUCUAGAAGUACUUGUAUCCUCAGUAAACAAAGACGUCCCCACCCCAUAGCUUGGUGCGCAUGACAAAUGUGGGAACGCAGUCGAGUCGUCCUUAGCUAGGGAAGCAGCUGCGCGACAGAUCUCGCACAUCAUGCUGAUUCGAGCAUCACGAACCUCAAAACACCGCCAGAAAAUGGCUCUCGGCAUGGGUCUCCGCAUGAAAAACACUUUAAGCAUGCUGGUUUGCAUGACAAGUACAAUUCUGGGGUCGUGGGGACGUAGUUUUUACUCGGGACAACUUGGAGGCCACGCCGAACCCAUGGAAAUUCUGCUGCAGCCAAAGUACCCGCUGCCAGAAACCUGGCGGGCGAGCUACGCCCUGGGGAACUGGUACCGGGACGGAAAAGAUAACGUCGGCCCGCACCAGGACUCGCUGACCCAUCUAGGGCCUUGUCCGAUGAUUGCGUCGCUCUCGCUCGGGGCGGGGCGGGAAUUCGUCUUGGAGCACCGGCAGACCAAGGAAAAGCUGUCGCUGAUGCUGCUCCACAACGACUUGCUGAUCAUGUGGCCGCCCUGCCAGGAGGAGUUCACGCACAGCAUUCCCAAAAUGUCCGCACCACUGCCCUAAGCAUUGCAAAAGCAUCGUACUUCUUCAUCUACUAACACUAAGUAUAAACUUCUGCAUGACAAAUUUUAUCCUCAAGGAGAAAAGUGGAAUUUGAAUUUGUAAUGCUGAUCCAGCUAAGAAACUUAUUAAUUUUUUGAUGCAUCCAUGAAUAGCUGCAAUUUGAUAUACGAGUGCGAUAGAAGUACUUUUGCAAUGCAUACGCCUUUCCUGUUCGCGGCGAAAAUGGACGAAAAAACGAAGCAAAAAUAGGAAUUGCAAAAGUAUCGUACUAGUAGAAAUCGCAUGACAAACUUCCUCAGCAUGAGAAAUGAAAUUUGUCAGGCGGGUUUAACUUGAGGCUGAGGCUGAGAAAGAAAUUUGUAAUGCAUAUACUGCAAUUACUACGAGUGCGAUACUUUUGCACAGGAUAAAAAACCGAAAAAACUGAUCAACGACCGAGUAAACUACACGUUCCGCAUGGAGCGGCCGGAGUACAGCGCGCUCACGCCCAACUGCGACUGCGGCCGGCCCUGCAACCUGAAGCCGUUCGUGCAGAAGUGGAUAUCAAAAGGAAAAAUCCCCCCUCCCCAUAUCGAAAUGGAAAUCUGUGAUGCAGGAUUUGUGUACACAAAUCGGAUUUGUCUUGCGGUGGAGGACUGCAGACAGGUACAAAGCCCGGAAAGGAAUGGCUUGGGGUAGGUACUUAGCAUGGCAGACGUCUGCCCUAGUAGCGUAGCAGCGUUACAAAUCGCCUGCGAAAUGCAGCGGACGCCCUGGCUUUGCUCUCUUGCAAGAGAGAUUCGACCUGUUUCCACAAAUCAGCAUCACAAAUUUUGAAAAGCGCGCCUUUUCGAUAUGGGGAGGAGGGAUUUUUCCUCACAAUAGUGGAAUGGGACUAACUUCGGCAAGUACCUGUACCGCUGUAACCCGGCCGACCGAAAGGAGAAGCCGUGCAUAUGGCGUUCUCAGCUGUUACAUUCUCAACUGUUACAUGAACUUGUGACGCGAGAUUGGGAAAAGUGAAAGAGGAAGGCUGCACCUGUAGCAUUACAAAUUCCGCAAAGAUUUAGCUGCGGUUUAGCCCUUCGUAAGUUUGUCAUGCGGAGCAGCUUGAUCCUGCGGAUGAUGAUGGUGCUUUUGCAUGAAAAAUUCAUGUAACAGUUGAGAAUGUAACACUUGAGAACACCAUAGUGCAAAUUCGUCAAGUGCGCAGAGUGGAGCUGUCUGGAAGGCGGGCUGGCGGAGUACGAAAAAAUGCUAGAAAUGCGGCGCAGCAAAGAAUUGUCGGCCGCGAAAGAUGUUGAAAAGACCAAAGAAUCAGACUUAGGCUCCGGCGGCGAUGGCGUCGCUAUGCCGAACCAGCAUCACGAUCGUCCACCAAGGUCGCCGACAUAUCCACGGAAAAAAAACCAUCCCCAUCCAUUUUUUGCAUGACAGAGAUCGGAUUUCACACACGGUUUGCGAUGAUAAAUUGGAUGGGGAUGCGAUGAGUCUUUUUUUGUGGAUACGACAGUGGGGGAAAUCAUGGAAAAGAUGUACGAAAAAAAGGAUAAAGAAAGGCAAAAAGUUUUGAAAGCGGGCGGGGGUGCCACGCUUUUUGAAACUACGCCUAAAGUAGACAAUGCUGAGCAAGGCACUGCAGCUGGCUCUAGGACGACGACGACAUUACAGCAGAAUAAAAAACCAAAGAAUUUUUACAAUCAGUCCUCUAGUUCUGCUUCUUUCCAGAAUGUAUUCCAACAAACGCAGGCCGAUGCCGAAGCAGAUUUGGACAGUCAGCUGCAAACUGACGAAAGGGAUUUGAGAAUUAUGUGAGGAACAAGACAGAAGAAUCGAUGCUCGUUGUCGCAUGAACGAAAAAAAAGCGUACAGGGCUGCUCCUUUACGCAGCUAAGUAUUUUUUUUUGACCAUAGACUGGAACUUGAUACAACCG
Messenger RNA from Amoebophrya sp. A120, 4473 nucleotides. Lineage: Eukaryota; Dinophyceae; Syndiniales; Amoebophryaceae. The record is from the annotation of a GenBank genome assembly.